AUGGAGGCCAGCGGGAAACGCAUCUGCAGACAAAAGCAAGUCAUUUUCUUUUUCCUAUUGGGCUUAUUUCAGGAGGGAGCGGGAGAGCCUAGGCGCUAUUCUGUAGUGGAGGAAACUGAAGGCAAUUCCUUUGUAACCAAUCUAGCAAAGGAUUUGAGUCUGGGACAAAGGGAAUUCUCCAGGAGGGGGGUUAGAAUCCUCUCCAAAGGGAAUAAGCUACAUUUGCAGCUCAAUCAGGAGACGGGGGAAUUGUUACUAAAUGAAAAACUGGACAGGGAGGAAUUGUGUGGGCACACAGAGCCCUGUGUGCUUCGUUUCCAGUUGAUGCUAGAGAGUCCUUUAGAAUUUUUUCAAGCUGAGCUACAAAUAAUAGACAUAAAUGACCACUCUCCAGAGUUCCUGGACAAAGAAAUGUUGCUGAAAGUAUCAGAGAGCAGUCCUUCUGGAACUACAUUUCCUCUGAAGAAUGCUCAGGACAUGGAUGUAGGCCAAAAUAAUAUUGAGAACUAUGUGAUCAGUCCCAAUCCCUAUUUUCGGGUCCUUACCCGAAAACGCAGCGAUGGCAGGAAAUAUCCCGAGCUGGUGCUGGAGAAAGCGCUGGAUCCACAGGAGGAACCUGAGCUCAAGUUAACUCUCACAGCACAGGAUGGCGGCUCUCCUCCACGGUCUGGCACAGCUCAGAUCCACGUUGAAGUUGUGGACUUCAAUGAUAAUGCCCCGGAAUUCCAGCAGCUCAUCUAUAGGGUGCCACAGGUGCAGAUUCCUGAAGACAGUCCAAUAGGUUUCCUGAUUGUCACGGUCUCUGCAACGGAUGUAGACCUUGGAGUCAAUGGAGAGGUCUCUUAUUCACUGUUCCAGGCUUCAGAUGAGAUUAGCAAAACAUUUGCAAUCAAUCCCUUGACGGGAGAAAUUCGACUGAGAGAACAACUUGAUUUUGAAAGAGUUCAGUCCUAUGAAGUCAAUAUAGAAGCGAGAGAUGCUGGAAGCUUUACUGGAAAAUGCGUGGUUCUGAUCCAAGUCACUGAUGUGAAUGACCAUGCCCCAGAAGUUACCAUGUCUGCAUUUACUAGUCCCAUAUCUGAGAACUCUCCUGAGAUGGUGGUUGCAGUUUUCAGUGUGUUAGAUCUUGAUUCAGGAGAAAAUGGGAAAAUAAGUUGUUCCAUUCAGGAGGAUCUACCCUUUUUCCUGAAAUCUUCAGUGGAAAACUUUUAUACCCUAUUAACAGAGAGACCACUGGACAGAGAGAACACAGCCGAGUACAACAUCACCAUCACUGUCACAGAUUUGGGGACACCAAUAUUGAAAACACACCUUAACAUAACAGUGCAGGUAUCAGACGUCAAUGAUAACUCGCCAAUCUUCACGCAAGCAUCUUACACCCUAUUGGUGCAAGAGAACAACAGCCCCGCCCUGCACAUAGGCAGUGUCAACGCCACAGACAGAGACUCAGGCACCAACGCCCAGAUCACCUACUCGCUGCUGCCAACCCAGGACUCGCACCUGCCCCUCACCUUGAUGGUCUCAAUCAACGCAGACAAUGGGCAGCUGUUCGCGCUGAGGGCGCUGGACUUUGAGGCCCUGCAGUCAUUUGAGUUCCACGUGGGCGCCACAGACCAAGGUUCGCCUGCGCUCAGCAGCCAGGCGCUGGUGCGAGUGGUGGUGCUGGACUACAAUGACAACCCACCCUUCGUGCUGUACCCAAUGCAGAACGCCUCUGCGCCCUGCACGGAGCUGGUGCCCAGGGCGGCAGAGCAGGGCUACCUGGUCACCAAGGUGGUGGCGGUGGAUGAAGACUCGGGCCAGAACGCCUGGCUGUCAUACCAGCUGCUCAAGGCCACGGAGCCAGGGCUGUUUGGCGUGUGGGCGCACAAUGGCGAGGUGCGCACCGCCAGGCUGCUGAGCGAGCGCGAUGCGGCCAGGCACAGGAUGGUGGUGCUGAUCAAGGACAAUGGCGAGCCUCAGCUGUCUGCCAGCGUCACGCUGCACGUGCUGCUGGUGGAUGGCUUCUCCCAGCCCUACCUGCCGCUCCCGGAAGUGGCGCCCGAGCGCGCGCAGGGGGACUCGCUCACUGUCUACUUGGUCAUCGCCUUGGCCUCUGUGUCAUCGCUCUUCCUGUUCUCUGUGCUGGUGUUCGUGGCGGUGAGGCUGUGCAGGAGGAGCAGGGCGGCGCCGCUGGGUGUCUGCUCUGUGCCUGGGGGGCAUUUUUCUGGCCACCUAGUGGACGUCCGUGGCACUGGGACUCUGUCCCAGAGCUACCAGUAUGAGGUAUGCUUGACAGGAGGCUCAGGGACCAGUGAAUUCAAGUUUCUGAAGCCUAUUUUACCUACUUUCCAAGACCAUUCCCUUGGGUCAGAAAUGUAA
Marmota flaviventris (yellow-bellied marmot) is the source of this 2361-nucleotide messenger RNA. It is a transcript of the gene Pcdhb8, whose product is annotated as protocadherin beta 8. Gene Ontology annotation, biological process: homophilic cell-cell adhesion. The record is from RefSeq and is a predicted model, not a curated record. NCBI's taxonomy places the organism in Eukaryota, Metazoa, Chordata, Mammalia, Rodentia, Sciuridae. Gene Ontology annotation, molecular function: calcium ion binding. Gene Ontology annotation, cellular component: plasma membrane.